Molecule: messenger RNA, 507 nt
Organism: Dentiscutata erythropus
Lineage: Eukaryota; Fungi; Glomeromycota; Glomeromycetes; Diversisporales; Gigasporaceae
Source: the annotation of a GenBank genome assembly
AUGUCAAAUGUGCCAUCAUCAUCCUAUUUUGGUAUCUAUAAUUACAACCUACUAGCAGCUAUAUUAUCUCUUUCUCAUUUUAAUACUGACAAACAUGAUAUUAAUAUUGAACACGAUAUUAAUAUCGAACAUGAUACUAAUGUCAAACACAAUAUUAGCAUUGAACAUGAUAUUAACAUCAAAUAUAAUAUUGCAAAUGCUUUAUUAUCAACUUCCUUUAACACUAAUACUACAAAUUCUUUGUUUACUAAUGAUUUUAAUGGUAUAUUUGUUGAAUCAGAUAUUGAAACUCAACCAGAAGAUGCAGAUAAUGAAUAUAAUGAAGAGGAGAGUAAUGAGUAUAAUAAUAAAGGCAGUGAUUUAUUAGUACUAAAUAAAAAAAUAGAUUUUGGAACAUGGAAACUUGCUGAAUUAUACUUUAAUGAUUACGCAAAACAGGAAGAGUUCAGUCUUCACCUGAGAAGAUACACCACAAAUUCUAAAGACAAUACUAUUACAAGAAGAUAA